AUGGCCGGGACUACCGAGAAAUGGGAGACUUUGAAGGACGGGUUGGAGAUUUAUACCAAGACUUGGUUGGUAAGUGUGAUAGAUUGAUCAUGGAAACCUCUCUAACUUUGUCACUGUUUGGCUGGGCGUGGGUGAAUCGGUGGUACCUCGGCGGCUGAUAAAUGGGCAAACGACAGACGAAUUCACCCCCGGUCGCACAGAUAUUCUUCAUUCAUGGCUUCUCAGAUCACUGUACUGCCCACGGGUUCUUUUGAGAGGUUUAAUGGUUUGAGAGAGACUAAUAAUGGACAGGUAACACCUACGGCAUCUUCCCGACUACCGUCGCUGCGCAAGGCAUAGAAUUCUACUCUUUUGACCAACGCGGCUGGGGCCUGACGUGCGCACGUUCGAACCAGAAGGACAAAACCACCCGCCACUCGGGCAAUUCUGGCCCCACGUCUCUCGUGCUCUCCGACAUAAGCGAGCUUCUCGGGCCUCGUCUGGCCGCGCGCCCAGGAAUCCCCUGCUACCUUGUCGGCCAUUCGAUGGGCGGUGGGAUAGCAUUGACGUACGCCAUCCACGGCACGUACAAAAAUGUCCUCGCGGGAACAAUUGUCUGGAGUCCCAUGAUCGAUUUCGCGAAGGAGAGCUCCCCGGGCUUUAUUAAGAUUGGUGCAUUGAAACUCGGUGCGACACUGUUCCCGAAUAAGCAGACUGUACAGAGCCUGCCAGCCGAGGAUAUGUCUAGAGACCCUGAGGUCGUGGAGGCGUUCAGGACGGAUCCGCUGUGUCAUGAUACUGGGACGUUGGUUGCGUACGCGGACAUGAUUACCCGUGGACAGGAUUUGAGGAAGGGGCAUGUUGCUUCCAAGUUUUCAGCCGACAAGCCGGUUUUGGUGCUGCACGGGUCUUCGGAUAAGGUAUCUUUCAAAAUUAUUAAUCUUCCAUCCGUUGUGUGGACGUUGGGGAGGUGGGCUAACGAGGGGGCCGAUUCUCCAGAUCACCAACCACAACUCUUCAAAACACUUUGUUGCUAGCCUUGCCCAGGUUAGGGACAGGGAGUUCAAGAGCUUCGACGGGUGGUAUCAUAAACUGCACAACGAACCGGGGGAGGAUAAAGUUACGUUUGCAAAUUAUGUCGCGGCGUGGAUCAUCCAGAGGUCUGCGGGAUCUGUUAGUUCGAAGCUUUGAUGGGUGUUGAAGAAAUGGUGAAUAAAAUGAAUUAAUGGCUGGCGGAGGCGAGUGAUUCGUCAUGACACCUUGCAUUGGAUGGGGUGGGGUGGGUAGUUAGCUCUCUGGGAUCUUGAAUCGGAAGUUCCCGGAUUAGGGAUUGUCCCGUCCGUCAC
Tuber aestivum (summer truffle) is the source of this 1325-nucleotide messenger RNA. The record is from the annotation of a GenBank genome assembly. Lineage: Eukaryota; Fungi; Ascomycota; Pezizomycetes; Pezizales; Tuberaceae.